Molecule: messenger RNA, 1263 nt
Organism: Tetrahymena thermophila SB210
Lineage: Eukaryota; Ciliophora; Oligohymenophorea; Hymenostomatida; Tetrahymenidae
Exons: 1
Source: RefSeq, a predicted model, not a curated record
AUGUCAAAAAAUUAUAGAAUUUCAACUAAUUAAGUUCAAGUUAGGCAUGACUUGCAUAAAAAAAUUAUUAAGUAUUUAGCACCUCUUCCAGACUAAAGAGCGUUCAUUAUAUAUACUAGUCAAGAGUAAAAUGAAGAUGAUACAUACAUAAUUUGCAAUUUGCUUAAUGGCCAAAUAAAAUAUGGCCCUUUGUUUUCAAAAGCAGAAAAAAUAGAAAACAUUAAUGAUGAUUUGAUAGUAUUUGUAGACUCAAAGAAGCAAAAACUAUAAGUCUUUAGCAUAAAUAAAUAGGAUUUCAUUAAAUUUAAUGACGUUGCCGUUCCAUCCUUAGAUGCACUCCCUUAAAAUUAAAGAACUUAAGAACAAAUUGGGGAUGCUAUUACUGAUCUUACUAUUAUUCGCUUUUCUGAGUCUAAGUCUAUCGUAGUAAUAGAAAAGAAAUAAGCAACAAAUUAAAAUUAGGUUGAAUUCAUAAUGUCUGCAUAUUGCUUUGAUGAAGAUUUCUUAGAAUCUAAAAAUGGUAUAUGUUAAGUAACUAAUCCAAUUAAAUUUAGCUAGUAAAAUCUUUAAAAAGUUUAUGGUUAGUUAAAUAACACUGAUACUGUGAUAAUAUCAUCUUAAUAAUUCUAAGAAGGCACUUAAUCAAAGUUUUUGAUGUGGAAUUUCAAAGACAAAGUUUUAUCAAAUCAAUUACAACACAUAUCACUUAAUUCAACCCUAGAAGGUACUAUAAUAAAUAUAACUCCUUGGUAAAAACCAAGUGAAAUAGCAUUUUGGUUAAAUGGAAAGCCUGGAAAACCUUAAAUAAUAGUAUACGAUUAUAUUUCAAAAACUGACUAUGAAUAUACUCUUAAAGUGUAUACUAAUUUAUUUUUGUUAGUGAAUGUUUACGAAGUUAAUUUUGAAAAAGAAAGAAUUAUAUUGAACAUAAUUCCUGAAACACAAAAUUCAUGUAUUGAUAUUAUAAAUCCUAUCAAAAAUAGAAUUACUUACACAUAAGACAUUGAUAAUACACAGGAUACAAUAUAGUUUUCAUCAGAUUGUCGCUAUUUUAUAACAAAUGAAAAUAAUUAUGAUGUGAUGGGUGAAGAUUGCAGUGAUUCUAGAGAAAGUCUUUUGACAAUCCAUUCGGUUAUAGGAAUAAAAACAUCUCUCAUGAACUUUUUGCUAAUGAAAAAUAUUGUUAACAUUUACGGAGAAGAAGCUUCCAAAUCCAUCAUUGAUUUACUUACAGAUGAAGAUAAUGAAACAAGUAAUAAAUGA